This is a messenger RNA of Lactuca saligna, 2422 nucleotides long. The record is from the annotation of a GenBank genome assembly. Lineage: Eukaryota; Viridiplantae; Streptophyta; Magnoliopsida; Asterales; Asteraceae.
CUUAACAACUGGAAAUAUUAUGUCCCUUUUUAAAUCAUUAGUUCAUUACUUAUCACUUUCUGUGUUGCCUUGCCGGGAGAAACAGUUGAGUAAAUGGCAGCUCCAGCUAAAUGUUUUCUCGUCACCGGCUCCCCAGGCGUGGGUAAAACCACUCUGAUCGCUAGGGUUUUGGAGAAUCUCAGAACUUCCAAUCCCAAUUUGAAAAUUCAAGGGUUUUUCACUCGUGAGAUCAGAGAAGAAGGCGAGAGGGUAGGUUUUGAGGUGGUUACGUUAGAUGGUCGCACUGCUCCACUUGCUUCUAUUAACAAUUCCAGUGUAGAGUCCAUUAGAUGGCCUACUGUGGGGAGAUACAGAGUCGAUGUAGCAUCAUUCGAAUCAUUAGCUUUGCCUGAGUUACAGGUCAAAGAAGAUACAGAUCUGUUUGUGAUUGAUGAAGUUGGAAAGAUGGAGCUCUUCAGUUCGUUGUUCUUCCCUGCAGUGUUGCGUGUUCUUGAGUCUAACAAACCGUUUCUAGCUACAAUCCCUGUUCCAAAAUAUGGUCGAGAUAUUCCUGCAGUUGCGAGGUUGAAGAAUCAUCCAGGAGCGAAGGUGUUUACUCUAACAACAAGCAAUAGGGAUGAUAUGAAGAAUCAGAUAUAUUCUCAAUUAACUCACAACCUUGUUUAACUUUUCAAAAAAUAAUGUCAUCUCUCUCUUACUCUGUACACAUUCACCAAACCAACUUCUGUUUCUAAAGAAUCAAACACAAACCUUUCAAAAGAAAAACACACAAACAUGUAUAUGAUGAUGAUAUCAUGAGGUUCUUCGAUCAUUAUUUUCAGCAGUUCGCAGCAUCUCUUUUGCCAUUGAAGAAAAUGUCUGUGCGUUGUCUUGCAUUUCUGCUGUUUUCAAAUUGAUUCCCUGGACAAAUCAUAUGAUUAGUGUCUCUGCCUUUGACUUUUUUUGACUUUUAACAGUCUUGAAUGUUACCUAAAAGUUAAAUAGUUACCUUGAGUUUUCUUAUGUUGUCGCUCAGUUUGUUUUGUGCCAUUUUAGCAGCACUUGUUUCCUGCCACGUCAGCAAAAAACAGAUCAAUAAUAUUUCUAUAAAAUGCAAUUUUAGCAGGAGUUUAUAAAUUAAGAUUACACUGGUCAAGCUGAAUCCAUAUUUUUUCUUGAUUUGAUCUACAGAACCGGUUUUCUGAUCAUCUCGUGGUUGUUCUUCCUUCACUUGCACUUUCUCCUUUUUCACAUUCAUCUCUUUUAGUUUACCUUCGUAUAUUAAAAAAAAAAUGUAAAAAAUUCAUCUCCAAAAUCUUAUUUUCAAGAUAUAUUAAGUUGAAGACUUGAAGUAACUAACCUUUGAAUGCAUUAAAUUUACUAGUGAGCUUUUGUUUGUUAAGCGCUCCCAUCAUGGUGUUUCCUUUUGGUUUCUCUUCUGGCCCAUCAAUGUCAAUAUCAUCUACAACAAAAGAUUUAAAAAUAUUGUUUAUAUUUAUUCAAAAACAAAAUGUUAAUGAAUGUACAUUGUACAAAGGUCAAACCUUACCUAUAUCCAGGUCAACCUCAUCUUCAUCUGUGUGGAUGUUUUCUUGGCUUUCACUCUCCAAUGCAAAGUUAGCAAUGGAAAAUAAUGUUGACAGUUCUUCAAAGCUUUCUCUAGAAGCUUCCGGUUCUGUUUCCCGCUCAUGUUGUGGUUUGCUUACUUUCUUCAUAGAACCAAAGAUUCCCUGUUUGCAUUAGGGUAAAAUGGUAAGGAAUUCGGUUUUGAAGUUGAAAGUGCAAGGCCUCUUAUGGAUGUUGCCUUCAAAAGGGUUAAUUCAGGCAAGGAUCUGAAAAAGAUAUGAGGAGGCUUGUUUCCAUAUCAUAACACAACGCAGUCAGUGGAACACCACUUAAAGUCUGAUCAUCUUCACUUUGUUGAUUAAAUGAUACAAUUGGAAUCAAAAGUGGAGAUGAUGCAUCCCAGAAGUUUAUACCACCAUUGCUAUGUCCUGUUAUGUAUAUGUUUUUGAAAUUUGAAAAACUCGUAAAACCAGAUGUAGAAGAUGAAGAUGAAGAUGAAGAUCCGUCUUUUUGCUUAGACUCAAAUGAGAAAAGUGAAGGAAUCUUUUUCGACAUCAACAUGUAGUCCUCAUUGGAAGAUAACAUUAACAUGCAUGGAUUGUCAGUGAUGAACUUUGCUACAGUGAUGAUUGUGUCGACAUAUGGUAGUUUCACUUUAAUCUCUUUUGGAAGUGAUGAUGGUGGAGACCUAGUUUGGGAUUGAAUUAGGUAUUUUUCAAUUGAAGAAUCAUCGUAUGUGUAAACAUGGCCUGAUUUUCCAAUAACGAGAAAGCAAUCUUCUUUAUGUUUGGUUUGUUCAUUGUAAGAGACUAAAAUCUCCAUGUCGACACAUGGCUCAGGUGUUCCAAUUCCUAGUUUAGUUGUGCGAGAUUCAAUC